UGUUUAAAUAAUUUGAAGGAAUCCACAGUUGGUCGGUGCCGAAGAAGGUCUGCGGGUCGGGUCUGCGGAUGCGGAUCUUCGGAUUUCUUCUGUGAUUGAAGCUGUUUUCCAUCUGGAACUUGAUGCGUUCCUUGUGACCAACCACUUUUAUCUCACAUUAUCACAUUGGGAGAUCCUGAAGACCCAUCAUGAUGGCUUCGUUCAAUAUCCAUGCGGACCAGGAGAACCGGGUGCCUGAGUUCCGCAAGGGCAAGGAAGUUUCUGCCCCACUGCAACAAAAACGGACCGUUCUGGGAGUGAUUAAUGCCAAUGGACCCCACGGCCGAGGCGCCAAACCCGCGGAAAAGAAAGGCUCCUUCAAGAUCCAUGAGGAUGAUGGAGAAACAUUUCCCGUCCUUCAAGAGCUGAAAGUAAGCCAACCAGUGACAGCUCCUGUGGUUGAACCUAAGGUUGCUUCUCAAAAGACGAAGGAUGCAUCUCCCCUGUCACCAAAACUUGCAGAGCAGUCCAGCCCUCCACCGGAGCCUGAAAAUGACGUGUCUAUGUCUGAAGUUUAUCAGUCUCCCAUGCAAGUCGAUGUGUCCAUUGAUUCUUCUCCUAGAACUAGGAGCAAGGCAAUUGCCGAGAGAAUUCUUUUUGACAUGGAUGAGUACAGGGAUGACAUCUAUGAUUAUCUUCUUGAAGCAGAGACCAAACACCGAUCAAAACCGAAUUAUAUGAGGAGGCAACCUGACAUCACAUAUACCAUGAGAACAAUCUUAGUUGAGUGGAUGGUAGAGGUAGCUGAAGAGUACCGUUUGCAGACUGAAACCUUGUACCUUGCGGUGUCUUAUAUAGACCGCUUCCUUAGUUUGAUGUCUGUGGUUAGAGCCAAGCUCCAGCUUGUUGGUACUGCAGCUAUGUUCAUUGCAGCGAAAUAUGAAGAAAUCUAUCCACCUGAUGUUGGAGAGUUUGUGUACAUCACUGAUGACACCUACACCAAGCGCCAAGUCCUACGUAUGGAACACCUCAUCUUGAAAGUUCUUGCCUUUGAUAUCUCCUCACCAACUCCUCUUGUGUUUAUCACCAACUACUGUGUCUCAUUUGACUUCUCUGAACGAGUUAUGUUCCUUGCCAUGUACCUAUGCGAGCUGUCCCUUCUAGAAGGCGACCCUUAUCUUCAGUUUUUGCCAUCAGUUUUGGCGUCUUCUACUGUAGCGUAUGCUCGACACAGUUUGGGAAUGGAAGCGUGGCCUGCUGAUGUUGCUGACAGCACUGGCUACCAGUUGUCAGCAUUAAUACCCUGCCUCACUCAUUUGAACACAACACACUCUAGGGCUCCUCAUAUUCCUCAGCAGGCAGUCAGGGAGAAGUACAAGCACAACAGAUGGCAUGGAGUAUCUUUAGUCAGUCACCGCCCCAUGGUCUUCAAGGAUGAUGUAUUGGUAGUGGAUUAACUUUCAAUAUUGUUAAUGUUAACUGCUAUCACUGCCAAAAAGUUACAGGUUUGUUGGAGUCAAAGUAUUUUUGUGUUAUCUUGGUUAUUCUCAAUUUUGAGAUGCUCCAAUUUAUUUUUCUAAAGGGCUGGAGCCCUUAACUAAUCUUUGAGAUUACCUAGUUGUACAUUGUUGAUGUAAUUGACUGUUUCCUUAGGUCUUAGGUUAAUCCCAUGCAUUCUCUUUCAGAGGAAUGUAGGUGUUUUCACAUUUUGUACAAUCUGUAUUAUAGUGUUUUGUAUUAGUUUUAAUGUUAAAUUAUUUCAGUCCAUUAUGAAUGACAUUACUGACUAUUAUAAACUCUCAUUUUAAUCUGUGAUAAAACAGUUAAACACUGUUAAUCCAAUGAAAUCACGUUUCGCCUUAUCUCAGAAUUUGAAUCACCAUGUUUCUAUAUGUGUAAUAGCGGUAAUUUUUGCUAAUUUAUUCUUAAGCCUGAACUGAAUUAUUUCUUCAUCCAGUCCCUCCUGUAGUCAGGAGGGAGCAGAAGUAACAGUUUUGAUUUAUCUUGUUUUCAUCUAUCAGAAACUUUGAUCUUCCUGACAUGGGAGUGUUGAGCUCUAGAUUAAUUUCUAAACUGGUAUGGUUUGUAGGAAUUCAUAAUGUUCUUCGUGUGCAUUUUAUUUGAGUGAUUAAUUUAUGUGCAGCUUAGACUUUGUAAAGUGGUUACCUGUUGCACUCUGUGUUUUUAAAAGUUGAACUCAUUUCAUGUAAUCUUUUAGUUGCUGAACUCUCAGUUUUCUUUCUUAAUGAAGCCUUAUGUAAAUAUUUUGUUUUGGCAAAUUGAGUUAUUUCUUUUCAAUUCGUUGUGUAUUGUGAAGGAAUAUGUAACAUCACUUAAUCUUUGUUCAAUUCAUUACAGGCUGUGCAUGCUUUGUAAGAGCUGAUAAGUUUCAAUAAAUUGACUGUAACCAUUGACUGUACAUAA
Molecule: messenger RNA, 2403 nt
Organism: Frankliniella occidentalis (western flower thrips)
Lineage: Eukaryota; Metazoa; Arthropoda; Insecta; Thysanoptera; Thripidae
Product: G2/mitotic-specific cyclin-A
Exons: 6
Coding region: 189-1436 (415 amino acids)
Biological process (GO): regulation of cyclin-dependent protein serine/threonine kinase activity; mitotic cell cycle phase transition
Cellular component (GO): cyclin A2-CDK2 complex; cytoplasm; nucleus
Molecular function (GO): cyclin-dependent protein serine/threonine kinase regulator activity
Source: RefSeq, a predicted model, not a curated record